UUGCAGUGGCUCGAUUCACGAAAUUCGGUCGAUAAUUGCGGUUAAAUUAAAACUUUCUCCGGUUCUGCAUCGGGGCACGAUCUCUCUCUGUCACUUCUAGACAUUGUUAUUUUAUUGUUUUUUUUUUUGUUAUUUGUUGUUGUUGUUGUCGUUUUGUAAGAGGAAUGCAUAUGCAUCCCUUGUGGUUCGGUGCCUUAGUGGCGGUGAUAACGCUUCUUGGCCCCACAGUUGCCUCCACUGAAAGCAACUCCACCACCCAGAUGCUGCAGCCAAAGAUUGUGGGUGGAACGGCCAUCGACAUUAAAGCAGCCCCGUACCAGGUCUCAGUGCGUCUGACGUCCAGGGAUAAACGCAAGUUCGGUUCGGGUCAUAUGUGUGGCGGCGUGCUCAUCUCCCAGCGCUUGGUGGCCACGGCCGCCCACUGUUGCUACAACUCAGACACGAAACAAUAUCGAGCGGCCGGCGAGUACGUGCUGGUCUUGGGCACCACCUAUCUGGGAACCAAAACGAAUGAGACACUGGUGUAUUACUUGCAGCAGCUGAUCGUCCACAGCAGCUACGACCACGGGACGCUGACCAACGACAUUGCGCUGAUGUUCAUCAAUGGCUACGUUCCCUGGACGUGGCCGACAGCGAGGGCUCUGACCCUUAACGAUCAGUCCCUGGCUGUCGCCACCGCGUGUGUGAUCACCGGCUGGGGAGUUCUCAUCUCUGGCGGCUCCAGCAGUAAUACGCUGCAGACGGCCACGGUGCCGACGGUCAGUUAUCCAAACUGCUACUUGGCCUAUCCCCCGUACGUGCCGAGAUCACAGAUCUGCGCCGGCUACACGACCGGCGGCUUUGAUGCCUGCCAGGGCGACUCUGGUGGACCGCUCAUGUGCAACAAUCGGCUGUCCGGUCUCGUCUCCUAUGGGGAUGGCUGUGGCAAGCCCAAUGUACCCGGCGUCUACACCAAUGUGUCCUAUUUCCACGAUUGGAUUGUCCAGCAGAAUAGCUCGCUCAAUUACACGAUCUACCGCAAUGGCGCGGACGGACGUAGCGGAGGGCGGCUCGGCUUUGUGCUGCUGUCCGGCAUCUUUGCAGCCGCCGCUGGAUCACUGCGGAUUAGGGGGUAACGUGACUGGGAGGAAGAGGAUCUGCCUGUAGGACUAUCACGAUUUUAAAUAGUGUUAUUUAUGUAGCAAAUAAAAUAAAUGAAUUUACUUAA
Molecule: messenger RNA, 1207 nt
Organism: Drosophila persimilis
Lineage: Eukaryota; Metazoa; Arthropoda; Insecta; Diptera; Drosophilidae
Product: trypsin eta
Exons: 4
Coding region: 165-1115 (316 amino acids)
Biological process (GO): proteolysis
Molecular function (GO): serine-type endopeptidase activity
Source: RefSeq, a predicted model, not a curated record